Molecule: messenger RNA, 6827 nt
Organism: Ruditapes philippinarum (Manila clam)
Lineage: Eukaryota; Metazoa; Mollusca; Bivalvia; Venerida; Veneridae
Product: TNF receptor-associated factor 3-like
Exons: 15
Coding region: 1132-2805 (557 amino acids)
Biological process (GO): positive regulation of JNK cascade; tumor necrosis factor-mediated signaling pathway; protein K63-linked ubiquitination
Cellular component (GO): plasma membrane signaling receptor complex
Molecular function (GO): protein binding; zinc ion binding
Source: RefSeq, a predicted model, not a curated record
GGUGAAAAACGGAUUACUCCCAGACUGACCCCGACAAAAAUGUGUUAUCUAUAAAAUUGAUGGAAUUCUGGAGUAAAAUGGAUAUCAUCAGUGGAGAAAAAAUGUACGGGUGCUUUGAGCUUCUAAAUAGAAACAUGAUUCCAAGUCCAUGUGAAAUAACAAAGUUACGCUCAAAGGAAUAAUAGAUGAACGCUUCAUCUUAAAAAAAUACGAUAGACAACAGAACCUUGGAUGUUCGGCUUUAUUCAUUGGAAUCUAUAACUGUAACAUUUUUUGUACGUGGGGAAAGUGUUUGUUUUAAUUCGGAAACGACUGAACUUAAAGCGAUAAAUAAUAUUUGCACGAUGGAAAUGAGCGGCAAUGACUGUAUUACUCAUUCCUUUCCAAUAAUGUGACGACAAUGCUUUAAAAAUUCUCUAGAUUUUUUGAUAAUGAGGCAAUAGAUACUCGAAUUACUUCAACAUCAGAACCUGAUGUAUGCACACUUUCUUUAACAACACAUCAUUUUAUACUGAAUCAAGAAGCAAUGAGCAAGCUGGUGAUAAUAAUGGAAAAGGCUAUGGAUACUGGAGCGUAGAAUGCCAUGUUCAUUGAAUAGACAGGAUGUGACUUUCAGUUGAAUUGAUAAGAUUCAAAGUCCGUGUGAAAUAACAAACUUACGAGAUGAACGCUUCGUCUACGAAAUGCGAUAGACAACGUAAUCUUGGAUGUUUGGCUUUAUUCUAAGGAAUAUAUGCCUGCAAUAUUUUUAUACAUGGGGAAAAGGUAUUUGUCUUUAAUUCGGGGAACGACUGUACUUGAAGCGAUAAAGAAUAUUUGCACGUUGAAGCUUCAACCAUGGAAUUAAGCAGCAAUGACGGAAUAACUCAUUCAUUUCCAAAUAAUGUGAUGCUUUAAAUUCUCCAAACUUUGUGCGAAUGCUUUACAAUAAUGACACAAUAGAUACUCGAAUAUUUUCAACAUCAGAACAAGAUGUAUGCACACUUUCUGAAACAACACGUCAUUCUAAACUGAAUCAAGAAGCAAUGAGCAAGCUGGUGAUAAUAAUGGAAAAGGCUAUGGAUACUGGAGCGUAGAAUGCCAUGUUUACUGAAUAGACAGGAUGUGACUUUCAGUUGAAUUGAUAAGCACAUGAUGACAAGUAAUUCAUCGUUGGAACUGCAAGAAAACCCAAAGUUUUUUCGACAUGAUUCCAAGUAUGACUGCCUGGUAUGUAAGGAAGUGCUCAAGGAGGCAAUGCAGACAAGCUGUGGGCACAGGAUUUGUGAGAGAUGUAUUGCCAAGUUAUUUGAAGGAAAGUCAGAACCAGUCAUGUGUCCUGCUAAUGAAGAAGAUUGUGAGCCACAAUGCAGAACUGAUAUAACACCAGAUCCCAGCGGACGAAGGGAAAUAAGGAAUUUGAAAGUUUAUUGCGAUUACAAAGACAAGGGUUGUGAUGAAGUUGUUAGAUGGAAAGACCUUCAAGGUCACAUGAGCAAUUGCAAGUUUAAGCCAAUUACAUGUCCAAACCAUGAAUUUGGAUGUGAAACAUCACUGACGAGUACCAAUUUUCAACAACAUAUACAAAACGAAUGUGAAUACAGGCAAAAAGAGUGUCAGUUUUGCAAAAUCUUUGUGCCGGCCAAGUUGUUGCAAAAACAUUUUGAUGACGAAUGUUUGGUAGUCCAACUUGCGUGCCCUUACAGUUGUGGUAGUCAGCCUAUGGCUAGAACAGAGUUGAGAAACCAUAUGGAAACAUGCCCAAGUAAACCUAAAGAAUGCAGAUUUAAGUCUGUUGGAUGUGAUUUUAAAGGAACAGAUGAACAGGUUCAACAUCAUUUAGUGACAGAUUUAAAUAAACAUUUAGAGAAUGUGACUCUAUAUACAGCAAAUAUGGAAGUUCAGAGCAUUGGAAUCAGAAGGGAAUUACAAGAGGUAACAGCAGAGAGGGAUCAAUUAAGACAAGAAGUGAAUGUUGUUAGACAGGAGAUGGCAGUAAUGAAAACAAACUUCGAGAAAGUACAAAAUUCAAACAAAGAACUAAAGUUAAAGAUGGUCUCACUGACAGAAAGAGUAAUACAUUUAGAAAAGCAAUCAGAGAAUGCAGCAAAAAAAGAUGUUGUUGAACGCCAUGAUAGGGAUGUAAGAACAAUGCAGACAUCCUUGACCCAAGUUCGAGCCCAGGUGGUACAACUUGAAAGGCUGAGCUUAAAUGAAGGAGGACGUUCAGGAUCAGGAGAAACUGCCCCAGCUCCAGAGUUAAAGCGUAGAUUAGACAUGCAUGACAGCCAGUUUGCACAGCUAGAUGUUCAGAUGGCAGAACUGGACCUAAGAUUUCAGAUCCUGGAGACAGCAAGCUACGAUGGUACACUAAUGUGGAAGUUGAGGGACUAUGCUCGGAGAAAACAAGACGCAGUUCAAGGGAGAACACUCUCAUUGUACAGUCAGCCAUUUUACACCCACAGAUAUGGUUAUAAGAUGUGUGCUCGGGUGUAUCUUAAUGGAGAUGGUAUGGGAAAAGGAAGUCACAUGAGCCUGUUCUUUGUUGUUAUGAGAGGUGAGUAUGAUAACCUGUUGCCAUGGCCGUUCCAGCAGAAGGUUACGAUGACACUUCUUGACCAGGAGACUGGACAGUGCAACCUUUCUGACUCGUUCAGACCAGAUCCAACCAGUAGCAGUUUCAGGAAACCAACAACAGACAUGAAUAUUGCUUCUGGAUGUCCCCUAUUUGUUUCUCAUGCUGUGUUAGAAACAGCAAAGUAUGUGAAAGAAGAUACAAUCAUGAUUAAAUUUCAGGUGGAUUUGGCAAAUCUCAAUCAUCCCUAACCCAGGCACGCAUGGAAGUAAUAGCUACAAACUUGUAGGUGUAAAAUGUCUUUUUUCAAAAGAUUCAUUUGUGAUAAGACAUUUUGUACUGGUAAGGUGUAGUCAUUACAUAUGUUUUACACAGGUACAUAUUGGUGUUGAUUAUUGUAAUAUUUUCAGUAAGUUGGUAUAUGUACUUCCAUGCGUAGUGUCUGAGGAGAGCAGUCUAUUCUCUUCACAAACAUUUGAAAUUGAUAAACUUAUUAUUAACAUUGUGUUACUUUAUAGUUAUAUAUUACAACUGUAUAUGCCUAUCAAAGAAGGAGUGAUAGUUGUUAACAUCAUGUAUGUUAGUCUUGAUAUAGCUUAUUCAGCUUCGACCUAUAUUCCAAUCCUAGAUGUGAGCACUACAUUAAGCAUUCGUUAUCAGCUUAAGUUAAAUGUUGAUGCUUCUGUUGCCUUUUCAUAUUUCUUUACGUUUGCCAAAUUUUGUUUGCAUCAUUUUUUAGAAUAUGGAAGGCCAGUUAAGAUAAACAUUUAUUUACCAGUAAGCAGAAAUAAAAAAGGCUUGUGUCUGCCAUCCAGGGUGGUUAUAGAAAUUUUUUUCUUCAUAAUUAUGUUACCCACAGAGAUAAAAAUAAUGCCCCUUUUAAAGCAACACCAUGUUCAAGUUAUACGGGCAUAUAAUAAAGGUUAUGUGUAUACUUGUUAUCAAAUUGAGGAGAUUGCCAUUUAUACAUUAACUAAUAUUGGUAAUACAUGUAUUUAUAAAGGUGUUUGAUAUCAAAAUUGUUUCUUUAAUUUUUAUGUAAAUUUUGCGUUGACAUUGUAUACUACUACAGAAAUUGAGAGCAGGGCUGUAUAUUUUUCAAUUUCAACUCUUUUUAAGGGUUAGGUAAAUGCUCUCUUCUAUUACACCAAUGAAAAUAUUUCAUGCAAAUGAUGUAGAAAGAGGAAAUUUUCAACAACUUGAGAAGGAUAAUAUUGCUUGACUUGACUGUUCAAAUGGGGGGGGGGGGGUCCUGUAAAUGUCAUGCCAUUCAGAAAUCAUUAUAACUAAUAAGUUAUUCAAAUGAAAUAAACUAAUGUUAAAAUUAUCUUAAAUUUUACUGCAAUAGGAAAAGCGAUAGGGUUAAAUAUUUAUUUCUAGUGAAAAAGUAUUCAUAAGAUAUUUAUUUUACUGUUCAUUAAUUCUAAAUUCUGACAGAAAGCACGGUUUGGGCUACUUCUUUUGAUAAUGUUAUACAUAUAUCAUCUUAAUUUAUUAUGAUACAAGUCUUAUUUUAAUAUAUAUUUAUACAUCAUAUUCAAAUUGUUUCAGAGUUUGGCAGAUUGUCAGCUUUUUUUAUAGGACACUGUGUAUGGAUAUCAGAAUGUUAAAUGGUUUAUGUAGUAAAUGUUGUUGUAAAUGCUCUAUUAAUGGAGACAAUAUUAUAAUUAAAGAUAAUGUAUAUCAAUUUUAUUGUGUAUAUUUUAUAUAAAACAUCUGCCAGCAAUCAUGCUGUAAAUGGCAGUACUAAAUAGCCUUUAUAAGUAAAUAAUCUGAGAUGUAAAUUUUCUAACACAUAGAAACAGAUUGAAAGCUAUCCUCUACUGAGAGUAUCAUAGAUAACUGAUAAUGUUUCCACAUGUGACAUUUUAAAGGGCAUAUUAUGCUUAUUUUUCAUGUCAAAUAUCUAAACUAAAACUUAAAAUUUUAUAAUUAAUGCUUUUUGACAUUUCAAUAUAAAGAGUUCAGCUGACGAGUCUACCAAACGGACGAAACAAAUAUGAAUGUGCUAUCAAUAAUACUAAGGGUCAUAACUAAUUCAAAUCUACAUCUUGCAGUCAAUAAUAACAUUAUUAUAGGUUUUGACAAGGGCUGUAUUAUGAUUUGUUGACAUUUAUAUUUUGCCUUAUCAAUUUCAUACUAGAUUUUUAUGUCAAAUCAUUUUACAAUCAGUCUUUGGAAGAAAUACUAGUAUAUUCUAAAAAGAUUAAAACUUUUGGGGCAACUUCGAUAUUAACAUAUUUUAUAUAGUGAUUUUAGUAUUAUGAAUUUUAAACAGACAGCCCACUUCUCCAUCACUGUGUCUGGCUAUUGUUUGAAUGAUUUGCUUAUAUCUAAGUAUUAACACCUGGUGGAAGGGGUUAUUUUGCAGAAAUACAUAUGUUGUAAUUUGUGUGUAGAAUUUUUAAAGUAAUGCUCUCUUAGAGUGUUUCUAUGUUGUAAUGCUCUUUGGUCAGAUAGUUUGUUGAUUUUAUUGUUUGACCACAAUGUGGUAUUUUCCAGUAUUAACCCUUUUGAGGGUUUAAAACUCCUUAGGAAGAACGUUUCAAAAGAAAUUGAGUUGACAUUGUAAUUCUAAAAGUCAAGGUCAAAAUAACAUCUUAGCUGACGUUGUGUAGUGCAGAGUAAAAAAAUUCUUGAAGCUGUCAAACUUGUAUAAUUGACCAAUAUUCAAAAUUGUGACUUUGUAAGUCAACAUGAUGUAUGAAAUAGUUCCAAUGCAUGACUUUGUCAUCUAAGGUUAGCUUACCAUACAUGUAAUUAAGUAAUUAGGUCACAUGUCUAAGUGAUAAGACUUUAAAGUCCUCUUGUAUAGAGGAAAGCAAUGCUUAUUACUGCCAAAUAUAAGAAUGUUUGUUUUGUAGAUACAGAUUAUCAUCUUGUUUUUGUUUGUUUAUAAGUUAAGAUGUAAAGAAUACAGUAGCCUUGAUACUCUAUGUUGUCUUUACAAUAAAUAUAAAGGGCUGUGAUAAACAGCUGUAUAUUGGCUCUUGAUUUGUAUAUACUCUGUCAAACCUGACCAGGAGAAGGAAUGAAUAGUUCACCUGUUCACUCCAGGGGACCUUGAAAGAUUGACUAUUUUCCAACAUACUUUGCUAUCACCCUGCACCUCAGAAAAGCGAUAUCAUGCUGUUAAUCAAAAUUAUUUAAAAUAACCUAGAUGAUUGAACUUCAAUAUAAUGAAACAUACAAUUCUGUCAAGUUGCUUAAUGCGCUUAAAGAUAUACUAUGCUCAUAUUUAGGUAAAUUACUUUUAUUGCAAACAUGUAUUGAAAUCUAGGAAACUCGAAUGAAUAUGUCUAAUUGGAAUAAGAGUAUACACAAACUAUGUUUUGAAAACUGCAUUCCCUAUUACUGGUUCUUAGCCUAAAUUGCUUAGUAUAUGAAACUUGGUUAGCAUGUUUGUCCCAGAAGUUACUCGUAUGAGUUUGAAUAUAGGUAUUCUCGGAUGAAAAACUAGGUAACAUGACCUGAAAAUGGAAUAAUCUUGUUAAUAUUCUAGAGGCUACUGUUUUUAUCCAAAUAUCAGGACAAUUUGUCAGAAAGGUUGUUUGGAUGAUUUCUAGUUAAAGUUCCAAUAUGGGUCAUCAUGGGUAAAAAAUUAGGGUUAUGCAGCCCAAACAUGGAAAAACCUUACACUCAAGAGGUGACAGUCAGCCCAAAUAUCCUGAAAAUAUGUCAGAAAGGUUGUUUGGAUGAUUUCUAGCUCAAGUUCCAAUAUGGGUCAUCUGGGGUCAAAGACUUUGUUAAACAGCCCAAAAAAAGAAAAAAAACAACCAAACUUGUUAACACUCUUAAGACAACAUUUUCAGUCCAAAUAUAAAUGAAAUUUGUUAGACUGGUUUGGUUGUUUCUAUGAUUUCUAGAUCAAGUUCAAAUAUGGGUCAUUUUUGGUAACUAAGUUUAAAGCUGUCUAUCCAGGUGAAUGAUAUAGUGUCAUUGUUCUCUUGUUUAGUGACAGUAUUUAUUCAUACUGUACGUUUAGGAUAAUUAUUUAGUGACACGGUGGUCAAGUCCACUAUUACGGUACAUGUACACAAAUUGUUUCAACAUGAAAUACUCAUGCACUGCACAAGUACUAUGACUACUGCAUAAUACACACUACACACGAUAAAAAAUUUAUUACCGGUAAAUUUUAAACAUUAGAUAUUAAAACAAAAAAAAAAAGAAAAAAAAUACAGAAACAAAAAAAAGUUGGAUCUAACUUGUGAAAAAAAUUCAGUUGUAUUGCAUCCCAUUGACUUUACCAACUUUGCUAUCAAGACAUUUAAAA